Messenger RNA from Apis florea (little honeybee), 615 nucleotides. RefSeq lists its product as uncharacterized. NCBI's taxonomy places the organism in Eukaryota, Metazoa, Arthropoda, Insecta, Hymenoptera, Apidae. The record is from RefSeq and is a predicted model, not a curated record.
AUGAUUUCAAGCAUGAAGGAAAAAGUUUAUAAUACUAUUUUACAAAGAAUUAUUAGCUUGGCAUAUUUACCAGGUGAGAAAAUAUCGGAGAAAAAUUUAAGUGAAGAAUUAAAUAUCGGUAGGACACCAAUCAGAGAAGCAAUACUGCAAUUAAGAGAAGAGGGAUUAAUUAAAUCGGUCCCGCAGUCCGGUACAUAUAUUUCGAAAAUUAAUUUACAAAAGGCGAAAGAUGCACGAUUUUUGCGGGAAAGUGUUGAGACCAAAAUUAUCCAAGAAUCUAUUGCUAAGCUCAAUGAAUAUGAUCUAAUGGUUUUACAGCAAAUUAUUGACAGGCAGAAGUUAGAAGUAAGAACGACUCAUGAUGAUAUGAGAUUUUUCGAAUUAGAUGAGCAAUUUCAUCAUUACUUUUAUAAGGCAACGGGAAGAGACCAGGUGUGGCGCUGGUUGCAAAUGAGUAAUAUGCAGCUAAAUCGUUUUCGGGUAUUGCGUCUUCGCAGCAAGAGCUUAUCUUGGGAAACUUUAGUUGAUGAGCAUGAAGAACUUCUUGAGGCGGUAACUGAAAAGAAGACUAGCAAAGCCACUAAGCUUAUUCCAGUCAUUUGCAUCGGAUGUUGA